Messenger RNA from Trametes versicolor FP-101664 SS1, 1623 nucleotides. RefSeq lists its product as uncharacterized. Lineage: Eukaryota; Fungi; Basidiomycota; Agaricomycetes; Polyporales; Polyporaceae. The record is from RefSeq and is a predicted model, not a curated record. Gene Ontology annotation, cellular component: nucleus. Gene Ontology annotation, biological process: protein ubiquitination; mitotic cell cycle checkpoint signaling; ubiquitin-dependent protein catabolic process. Gene Ontology annotation, molecular function: ubiquitin-protein transferase activity. The coding region runs from base 43 to 1623 and encodes 526 amino acids. The transcript has 8 exons.
CUGCGGAACUCAUCGCUGCGAAAGAGUUGCUGUUGUGUUAACAUGGACGUCGCUGUACCCGAUUCUGCGACGGAAGACGGGUCCGGAGCUCGACAGAUCGGACCGCCUGAGGCGUUCUCCCCGAGCGCCACCGCGCCUCUGAAGCGCAGCGCGACGCAAGCCUUCGAGGACGUGCCCGAGGGUGAGACGAGCCGCAAGAGAAUGCGGGAGGACAGGACGAAUGUCGUGGAGGAAGACGUGGCGGUCGGCGGGGCGAGUGCGGAAAGCACUGGGGCCCUUGCGGACAGCCUGGAGGAGGAGCUGCAGUGCGGGUGCUGCUCGGCGAUCGUAUAUCGGCCGGUGGUCGUCGCACCAUGUCAGCACUUCUUUUGUGGGAGCUGUGUCAUUCUAUGGAUACGAAACGGUGGUACAAGCUGUCCCGCGUGCAGAACAGUGUCUACCAGCGUCGCUUUCUCUCGGCCCCUCCAGACGGUAGUAGAUACGCUUCUGCGCCAUGUCCCUGGCAAAGCGCGAUCGGUUUCCGAGCGGAUGCAAGCAGACGCCAUAUAUCAACCAGGCGCGCACCUUCGGAUACCAAGCCCCAGGCAGGCCUCGCCCGAGCCGAACGUACCAGCUUCCAACGGUAUCUAUCUUAGACCUUGCCCACACUGCUUACCUGGAAACCAAUGGGGCUGGCGAUGUCCUCAACCUAUCAUUGAUCCUGAUACCGAUCCUGCCCAUGGCUGGCCAGUCGACGAUGGGAACCCUCCCGGUCACGGUGUCUGCGGAAAUUGUGAGAACGUUCUUGCGCUAGCAGCCCCGACGACCACCAGAUGCGACUUUUGCCAAGUCUCAUUUUGCGGGAUCGGUAUCCCCCAGCGGUGCAUUGCGGCACCUCUCGCGAUACAACACCCCCAUGGCUUCUCAGAUCUGAGUGACUUGAUCCAAUGCGGCGAAGUAUACGACUGCUUCGACGGCAACACAGUUGAGGUCGACAUCAUGCUGGAUUACUUGACUGCUCAAGGCCUCUCGCCAAGGCACAUCUACCGAGAGAUUGUCGCGCAUAUGCAAGCCCAGCCGCGGGGAUUUGCGCCGCUUAUCGAACUUGACCUCUUCAUGGAUUUGCACCCUGUUGCUGGGGGCAUCGACCCGGAUCCCAACGCGCCACGGACGAGAAUAUGUAGGAUGUGCUCCGCUGAGGUGCUGUUAUACGGUCUCCGAGACUGGUGGAUCCGGGAGCGCAAGAAGGGCUUCCUCGAGGAGCAUGUCAUGGCCCGUCCGGAUUGUGCGCAGGGCGGCCAGUGCCCCAGGCAGAAGGACCAUGCCCAUGCGAAGGAGUUCAACCACCUCAUCGCUCCGCCGGAUGCAGCAGACGCAGCUCCUGCACCUGUGCCCGCGCCCCUGCGUGAACCAAAUCUGGCCUCUGCAGCCGACUUCCCGCCCCUCAUCCCGCCUCCCCUCGAGGAGCCCCCGAUCCCUCGCCCCGCUGAUGAGCCAGGGCCGUCCAUACCCCGACCUGCAAUCGCGCACCCUCCACCGCCGCCAGCGCUGGACGUCGCUAUCGUCGCCGCCUAUGACGCUACUGACUUCUUCUCGGCUCCGUCAUCCCAGGACUUCCGCGACGAGGUGGACGCCCUGCUUUAA